Messenger RNA from Parnassius apollo (apollo), 804 nucleotides. The record is from the annotation of a GenBank genome assembly. Lineage: Eukaryota; Metazoa; Arthropoda; Insecta; Lepidoptera; Papilionidae.
AUGGCAGAUGGCAAAAAACAGCGCAGUGCUAGGCUGGUGAAUUUAGCUCUUAAUCAAAUAGAGACAGAUAACAGCUCCCUGAACACUUCGAAUAGGGCAAAAUUAUUCACUGGCCAAAAUUGGACCAGGAGACGAGCCAAGGUAUUAUCAAAACAUUUUGAAUGUGAGACUCAUACAGAAUCUUGCAAUGCAUUAGACCAUGCAGAAUCUAUAAUUCACAAUAUUCAGCAUUCAAAAAGGGAUGUCACUUCGCCUCAUUUAAAAAAACUGGAAUUGUCCAUUCCUAUUUUCCAUGAAUCUACUGUAAGAGAAUUCGCGCAAUCUGCAAUGCAAUUUACAUCAACAUCUGGCCCAUCACGAAGUUGGAUUAGUCAAAAUAAAAUAAUGAAUCCUAAAUUAAUGGUCAUGGAUAUUGUAGAAAAGGAUAACCCUAUAUCAGAUAAUUCACAGGGAACUAUUUUUAAUCUUCUACUUCCAAUAGAAAGACAAUUAACAGAAUUAGAAUUAACAGACAUCAUCGGAACCACUUCAGAACAUGAAAAUAUCUCAAACAGAUCUGAAAAUGAAAACUUACCCAUAUCAGAUGAACAACUACUACAAAUUCUUGAAGACCCUGAUGAGAAUUAUGACGACGAUAUUUUUGAUGCUGAUUUCAAUGAGAAUAUGAAUCAUUCUGACAAUGAUAGCGACACAUCAAUUGUAAGUGAAGACGAAUUAGUCCUAUUAGAAAUACUGAGGAAGAUCAAGAACGGUCAAAUCACUAUAGACAGACUAGAAGAAUUAAUUUUGAAGGAAAUCCUGUAG